GAAAGGCAGCUGUGUUGAAGACAAUGACUCAUAUGUUUUUGCUGUACUUCUUAGUGUUUCUUAUGCCCACAGAGUCCUGCAGGACACUAUGCCAGGCUGCCAGAAAAAGCAAGGAGAAGGUGUCUGCCAGGCCACAAAGUACAUGCGAUGGUAUCUGUGUGGACAAUUCCCAAUGCAGUCAACCUUGCCCUCCAGACACGUCAGGAAACAUGGGGUUUUUAUGUAGACAAAAGAAAUGGCACAAGAUCACUGAUACCUGCCAUACUCUUACUUCCUUAAACAUCUUUGAGGAGCAUUUCAAUACAAUCUCAUCAUCUGAAAGAAAUAUAACACUUGAGUAUGCCAGACCAUCUGAGACCAUUGCAGAUUUGUUGAUGCAGAAGUGUCCAAAGGAUCUGUCCUGUGUCAUCACAAACAUCCAGCAUUCUCCCCGGAUACCAGGGAACAUUGCUGUCAUUGUGCAGCUCCUACACAACAUUUCAACUAUGCUGUCGACAGAUGUGGAUGAAGUGAAGAUGGAAAGUUACAGCAUCAUGGCCAACCACAUCCUUGACAGCAGAAGCAUCCCAAACUGGACCUUCAUUCCUGAAAAAAACAGCAGCUGUGUGCUGCUACACUCAGUCAAUACCUUUGCAAGAAAGCUACUUACGAAUAAACAUUCCAUUGACAUAGCGGAUGUCUUUAUUCACACUAUGUGCACCACCAUAUCUGGAGACAGCGAUGGACAAAACUUAACUUUCUCAAUGAAGGUUAAUGACACCAGCAAUAGAGUAACCGGGAGGGUUUUGAUCAGCAGAGAUGAAGCUCAGAAGGUGCAGUCUCCUUCCCAGGUCGUCAGCAUUGCAUUUCCAACUCUUGGGGCCAUCUUAGAAGCCAGUCUUUUGGAAAAGGUCACUGUGAAUGGACUUGUCCUGUCUGUCAUUUUGCCCAAGGAACUUACAAGAAUCUCACUGAUUUUUGAAAAGAUCAAGAAUUCGGAAGAGAGGAGGACACAGUGUGUUGGCUGGCACUCGUUAGAGAGCAGAUGGGACCAGCACGCCUGUCAAAUGAUUCAAGAAAACUCCCAGCAAGCUGUUUGCAAAUGUAGGCCAAGCAAGUUGUUUACCUCAUUCUCCAUUCUGAUGUCUCCGCACACCUUGAAGAAUCCCAUCCUGAUUUACAUCACGUACAUAGGCCUGGGCAUUUCUAUUUGCAGCUUGAUCCUUUGCUUGUCCAUUGAGGCCUUGGUCUGGAGCCAAGUGACAAAGACAGAGAUCUCCUAUUUACGCCACUUGUGUAUCGCUAACGUGGCGGCCGCCUUGCUGAUGGCUGAUGUAUGGUUCAUCGUGGCUUCCUUUCUCAGUGGCCCAACGACACACCACAAUGCAUGUGUGGCAGCAACAUUUUUUGUUCAUUUCUUUUACCUUUCUGUGUUUUUCUGGAUGCUUGCUAAAGCACUUCUUAUUCUCUAUGGAAUCCUGAUUGUUUUCCAUACACUGCCCAAGUCAGUCCUGGUGGCUUCUCUCUUUUCAGUGGGCUAUGGGUGCCCUUUGGUCAUUGCUGUUAUCACAGUUGCUGUCACUGAGCCUGGCAAAGGCUACCUACGGCCUGAGGCCUGCUGGCUCAACUGGGACACGACCAAGGCCCUCCUGGCCUUUGUGGUCCCAGCCCUGGCCAUUGUGGUAAUAAACCUGAUCACAGUGACACUGGUAAUUGUCAAGACCCAACGAGCGACCAUUGGCAGUUCCAUGUUCCAGGAGGUGAGAGCCAUUGUGAGAAUCAGUAAGAAUAUCGCCAUCCUCACUCCACUCCUGGGCCUGACCUGGGGAUUCGGGAUAGCUGUGGUCAUCAAAGAUCGCUCCCUCGUCUUCCACAUUCUCUUCUCCUUGCUUAAUGCUUUCCAGGGCUUCUUCAUCUUGGUGUUUGGAACAAUCCUGGAUCCAAAGAUAAGAGAAGCCUUAAAGAAUCGAGUAACCUCUACAAAGUGGAUCUCCAGAAUAUCAGAGAACCUUUCUUCUGAUUUCUCUUGCCACCCCACCAAAGGGCCAAGCUAACAAACC
Messenger RNA from Molossus molossus (Pallas's mastiff bat), 2039 nucleotides. It is a transcript of the gene ADGRF2, whose product is annotated as adhesion G protein-coupled receptor F2. Gene Ontology annotation, biological process: cell surface receptor signaling pathway; G protein-coupled receptor signaling pathway. Lineage: Eukaryota; Metazoa; Chordata; Mammalia; Chiroptera; Molossidae. Gene Ontology annotation, molecular function: G protein-coupled receptor activity. The transcript has 8 exons. The coding region runs from base 24 to 2033 and encodes 669 amino acids. The record is from RefSeq and is a predicted model, not a curated record. Gene Ontology annotation, cellular component: membrane.